This is a messenger RNA of Oryza brachyantha (malo sina), 1851 nucleotides long. Its product is annotated as pentatricopeptide repeat-containing protein PPR5 homolog, chloroplastic. Bases 118 to 1605 code for a protein of 495 amino acids. Gene Ontology annotation, molecular function: protein binding; mRNA binding. The transcript has 2 exons. Lineage: Eukaryota; Viridiplantae; Streptophyta; Magnoliopsida; Poales; Poaceae. The record is from RefSeq and is a predicted model, not a curated record.
GAUAAGCCUCUCAGCCCGUCGCCCUCCCGACGGUGCGAAUCCUCGCAGCUGCCGCCACUCGCCGCCGGCCAAUCCUAUCCAAUGCAACCAAAGUUUCUCUCGCUGUGACCCAACCCGAUGCUCGCCUACCCUAGCACGUCCAGUCCGCGGCUGCCGCGCCAUCAUGCCGCCGGCCGGCACGCGGCGAUGGCAGCUGCGGCUGCGGCUGCGCCUGCGAGGGGAAAGCGGCGGGGCGCGGGUACCGCGGCGGCGGGAGGGGCGGAUGCGGCCGAGGAGGCGGCGGAUCUUGUACGGUUCUUCCUGAGGAGGACGAGCGGCGGCAAGGAGCGGCUGGUGGCCGUGCUGGACCGCCACGUGAAGGUGGUCCGCACCGAGCACUGCUUCCUCCUCUUCGAGGAGCUCGGCCGCCGCGACGGAUGGCUCCAGUGCCUCGAGGUUUUCAGAUGGAUGCAGAAACAAAAAUGGUACAUUGCUGAUAACGGCAUAUAUUCGAAACUAAUAUCUGUCAUGGGAAGGAAAGGCCAGAUACGGAUGGCUAUGUGGUUAUUCUCUCAGAUGCGGAACAGUGGGUGUAGGCCGGACACUUCAGUGUAUAAUUCUCUUAUCGGCGCACAUUUGCAUUCCAGAGACAAGAGUAAGGCUUUGGCGAAAGCUCUCGGCUAUUUUGACAAGAUGAAGGGCAUAGAUAGAUGCCAACCAAAUAUUGUGACAUAUAACAUUCUCCUAAGAGCUUUUGCUCAAGCUGGUGACACAAAGCAGGUAGAUAUCUUGUUUAAGGAUCUGGACGAAAGCCCUGUCUCUCCUGAUAUCUAUACCUAUAAUGGAGUCAUUGACGCUUACGGCAAGAAUGGCAUGAUCAAGGAGAUGGAAUCUGUGCUAGUACGAAUGAAAAGCAAUCAGUGCCGUCCAGAUGUAAUCACAUUCAACAUACUCAUAGAUUCAUAUGGACGUAAGCAGGUAUUUGAUAAGAUGGAGCAGGUGUUCAAGAGCUUACUACGAUCUAAGGAGAAGCCUACACACCCAACUUUUAAUUCCAUGAUAACUAACUACGGGAAAGCGAGACUCAGGGAGAAAGCGGAGUGUGUGCUUGAGAAGAUGACUGAAAUAGGAUUCAAACCAAACUAUGUGACACAAGAAUGUCUAAUCAUGAUGUAUGCAUAUUGCGAUUGUGUCGCAAGGGCCAGACAAGUAUUUGAUGAGCUUGUGAACUCACAAAAUAAUGUGCACCUGUCAUCAGUGAAUGCGAUGCUUGAUGCCUACUGCAUGAACGGCUUGCCUAUGGAAGCAGAUCAGCUGUUGGAUUCUGUAAUUAAGAAAGGUGUUGUGCCCAGUGCUUCCACAUACAAAUUGCUUUACAAGGGCUACACCAAAGCAAACGAGAAGAAGCUUAUCCAGAGGUUGCUCCAACGGAUGAAUUCACAGGGUAUUGUUCCAAAUAAAAAGUUCUUUUUGGAUGCUUUGGAGGCAUUUGGCAACUCUGGGAAGAAACCCCGGACAGUACCCAGCAUAAAAUCUGCAAGCAAGCCAGAUGUGGAUUCUGCAGGCAAUUGUGGAACUGACACUUCAAGCAAGCCAAAUUUAAGCGUUUCGCGAGUGGCUGCGUGAUGGGGCGCUCAGUUGUGUUCUUACUAGCUCGUCCUCUGGAUUGCCUAACAGCACGGUGAACGCAACUAAUUUAUUCCAAAAACUGUCUAUAGCAGCAUGUUUGAGUUGUGAGCGAUUACUUGGCUUUUGUGAAUGUUGAGAUAUUUGGCUGUUCGGCAACUGCUGCUUAUAGAGUUAUGGUCUUGUAGAUUUUCAUAGUUGUGUUGUAAAAUCAGGAUAGUAUUUUUUUCAGCUCCUCGUUUAUAU